AUGUCCUCUGCACAAUCGAUUGCUCCAGCACAUGCAGAGCCCUUGAAAAUCGCUGUCGUCAAGCCGGAAACGACCGCCGGAGAUCAACGGAGAACGAGAAACGGCAAAUUCACAUUGGCUCAACUGAGACAAACGGACGCUCUUGUCCCGCUCCAAUCCGGCACAAAUCAAUUCGAUUCGCAAAAAGGAAAAACGGGAUUCGGCACUCCGCGGAACACAGCCACGAAAGUCGUCUGGACCGAGGAAAACAAGAAAUGGGCGAUCGAUGAGGCGAAAAAUGACAACGUCGUUCGUCUCCAAUCGGGCACCAAUCAAUUCGACUCACAAAAGGGAAAAACCGGUUUCGGAAUGCCGCGAAACACGGCGACAAAAGUGGAAUUCGGCGAGAACGAGAAGCAAAGAUGGAUGAUCGAUCCGCUGAGAAAUGACCCGAUUGUUCGGCUCCAAUCCGGCACAAAUCAAUUCGAUUCGCAAAAGGGAAAAACGGGUUUCGGCAUGCCGCGGAACACGGCCACGAAAAUCGAGAUGGCUGAUGAUGGAGUGAUUCGUCAAUGGUUUGUCGAACCCGAGAAAAACGAUCCAAUUAUUCGACUACAAUCGGGAAGCAAUCAAUUUGAGUCGCAAAAGGGAAUGACUUGUUUCGGUGCGACUCGUGAUGUCAAGGGGAAACAUUUGAAACGAAUCUGGGAACUUGAAUUCCCCGAAGAGGCUUUACAAGAACAACCGAUCAACGCUUCACACGGAAAUGGACAU
Messenger RNA from Mesorhabditis belari, 753 nucleotides. The record is from the annotation of a GenBank genome assembly. NCBI's taxonomy places the organism in Eukaryota, Metazoa, Nematoda, Chromadorea, Rhabditida, Rhabditidae.